Messenger RNA from Salpingoeca rosetta, 2907 nucleotides. RefSeq names its product serine/threonine protein kinase. The record is from RefSeq and is a predicted model, not a curated record. The coding region runs from base 39 to 2501 and encodes 820 amino acids. The transcript is spliced from 7 exons. Lineage: Eukaryota; Choanoflagellata; Craspedida; Salpingoecidae.
CGAAUUUCAAAAAGAAACGAACAACAAGUCGACCGCAGAUGCUAGAGGAGAAGAGCGGCAGUGCCGCAUCGGCACAGGGAGCGGUGCAAAGCAACAACGCCGCUGGGUCCACCUCUCAAAAGACGAAAACCAAAGGAUCUGACAUCUUCACAAGCCUGUCGACAAACGAAGCUUGCGUUCUUGCGCGCGCAAGUUUGCAAGCAGCAACAGACGAGUACAAGAACAUUUUAGAGGGCACGCAGCCAGCCACCGGUCAACAACACGACACCUACGCCGAGAGGAUCCGAGCAAUGGCCGGCAAGCAUGGGAUCGAAAACAUCGGCACGCCUUGUGACGAACCUCCAAAGAAAAAUGGAGCACAGGGAGCACAGCAAUACGUCGAGAGCAUGCUGAAGCAGCCCUUCACGGACAACAUCAAGACACUGCUUCAGGAUAUCCGCAGUGUGGUGAGCAACAAGAAGCAGAUGCCGUUGGACGACGUGAAAAGCAUCCUUGAGAAGCUUGACAACGUCACGCGCAAAGGGCUGUCCGAAGAACAGCGGCAGUUUCGACGCGAUUUGGAGUCAAGCGUCACCCCCAGCAGCGCUGCCGAAGAGAGGAAGAAGGACGCGGACUCGGCCCACAGAACAGUCUAUGCGCAGCCGUUCUCUGCCGAGCUUCUCUGCCCGGACUGGCACAUGCACAACGAGGGGUUUCAAGAGGCAAUCAACAAGGACAUAAGCGCAGACUUUGCUGAUGCCUUUUGCACGCCAGAGGCGCGGUUCAAUGACAGCAUGCAAGAGCCCCUGAUCAAGGCGUGUGCUGACGCAGCAGUGCACGUCAAGAGCCACGCGUCGUUCGAGGCCGACCCCGCUGUUCAAGCGGACUAUGUUGCGCGUCUUAUCUCGAACCUUGACUUCUAUCCGCUGUUGCUUGAGCUCAAGACUGAUAACAGCAAGCAGACGCAGGAUGCUGCCAAGGCGCAGGUGCUGGAGUAUGCGUCACGGGCCAUCAAGUCUGCGGGGCCGAAGUGGCGUGACUUGAAGGGGUAUUUGUUCCCCUUUGCCAUCACCGUCUGCGGGAAGAAGGUGUCCGUGUACGCGUGCACGCUGGGCGAUGAGGUGCACGGCGACGAGGUGUUUCCCAGUGUCCUUUACACAAAACUUGGCGACACCACACUGAGCAAGCUUGGGCAUGUGAUUGAGUGGCUGGUCGACAAAGAGCACAUGGCGCAGUACGAGAAGGUUUCCGCCAUUGCCCAGGGCCGCCUCUCCACCCUUGAGGAGCACCCUAACGAGAAUGGCAGCGACAAGGAAGAAGCAGCCCAGUUAGAGUCCCCGCCGCCGCAGCAGCAGCCGCAGCACGCACAGGCACCAGGCACAAAGACAGCCACAGGCAAAACCAAGCCCAAGCCCAAAACCCCAAGAAAGCAGCAGCAGCGUCAGCGUCAGCGUCAGGAGGCAAAGGGAGACGGGCCCGUGACUCGCAGUGUCUCCAGGGUGUCACAAACACGCGGCACCGGGCGUUCUGAUUCGGGCAAGAAGAAGGCCCGCCCAUCCACAGCACAGCGGCGUCAGCAGGCAGGCCGAAGCAGGAGCCCAACGCCGCCUCAGCGGCAGCGGCAGCGGCAGCAGCAGCAUGCACAGGCAGCAGGUUCCCCCACCACACCAGCAAUAGUGCCCAAGCACACCAAGGCAGCCACGCAGACCGACACAGCAGACAGCGGCGAGGAGGAGCAGCGUCAGCAGCUUGCGGUCACCAAAGCAGCACGGGAAAGGUUUGCCAAAGUUGCCAGGAGAUACGAGAUACGCGUCUACAAAGGCGGCAAGAAGACUGUGUCGGUUGCACUGGUGAACGGCGAGGUGUUGAAGGUGUGCGGCGGCCACGAGAUUGGCGCUGCCAAGGAGGCUAGCAACGAACGGAAGGGCUGGGAACUCGUCUAUCCAGAGGAAACGGUGAAAGUGCACGAGCGGUCACGCCCCGUGUUUGCCUGUCCCGACCUAUCGAAGCGUAUGACGGGCACGGGCAUCAACGGUGAGCCGGCGCUUGAGGACACGGAUGCAGAUUCCAAGGGUACGGGCAUCGGUAGCCAGGAAGCGCUUGAGGCUGCGGCUGAACACCUCCUCAUUUUGUCGAAGAACGAUCUGUGUCACUGCGACAUGCGCUCGCACAACAUCCUGCCCAACGGCUGCAUCGUCGACUUUGGUUUCCUCAGUGGCCCUAAAAAGAAGAAGCUUCCUCGUUCCUAUUCCACAGCGCUGCGGGAGCGCCCUCGGCGUGUGCUGCAUGGCGACGCACGAACCAUAACUAUGGACGUGGUUCUGGACUGGGAAUCGCUGCUGUUUGCGUACGUGUUCUCGCCCGACUCUGUCUCCACAGCCAUGCUUCAACUGCUUGAGGGCAAGGCUUUCCUGCUGGAGUGGCUUGACGCCAAGCUGGCCAAGCUGGACAAGGACGACGAAAAGGAGACAGCAGCGCUGCUGCACAAGAUUAUGGAACACGUUGCGCGUGCGUACUUCUGAUCGCGACGAGACGUGUGGUUUGCAUGGUAUGCUCCAUGGACCUCUACUUUGUUCUGUUUGUGUGAGUGUGUUGUGGUGAUGGUGGUGGUGGUGGUGGUGGUAGCUGUGGUGUGUGCAUGCGGGGUGUGUGCAAGAGAGUGAGUGCCAGACAGCCAGAGAGGCAGUCAGAGAGACAGUCAGAGACAGAGAGAGAGAGAGCGCGCGUUUGCGUGUUUGUGUGUUCUCAUCGUUUGAUGUGCGGGGGCAUGCGUGUGUCUGUGCGUGUGCAUGAUGCGUGUGUUGCGGUUCUAGCUAGUGAUGAGGAUGAUGAUGGUUGUUUUCUUCUCUUCACUCCUUCAGAGUGGCCCUCGAGAGAGCAGUCGUGUUAUGUGUGAAUUGUAAUGAAUAACAUUAAAUCAGGUCCGGC